AAUAGGGUGGACUGGCAGGGGACGUGUUCCCAGCACAACCAUGCAAGGCAAGAAGGUGACUCGAGAACUCUAUGCUGGGGCACACUGCCAUCACAAUGGCUUGAGCCGGAACGGAGAGCCUAUUGUGCAUCGAAGUUCAUCAGUUGCACCUCACUCCAUCUUGAGAGCAUAGGCGUAGGCGCUGCCAACUUCAAUGCAAUCGUCUCACAAGCAGGUUUUGCGGAAGAUGCGCUGUGCGUCGUUCAUCCUGAUGUCACUUGCUUUCAUGUGACACUGCCUUGCCGCAAGGUACCACAAUCACGGUAAGACUUACGUUGCUCAGCAUCAAGAGCUCUUCCCCAUCUCCUCAAGAGUCCUCUCAACUUCUUUCAUCCCACAAACAACAGCAGAAGAACAAGACCGCCACCAUGUCCGGCCGUCCAUUCUUGACCGACGAACUAGGCACAGGCCUCCGAACAGCCCAAGUCCUAGGCCUCACAGCCUCCGCUUUCCUCGCAGGCAAAACCUUCGCAGCAUCCUACAACGCUGCCCCAGCUCUCCUCCAAGCUCCCGCUCCUCUGCUCGCCAAACAAUGGCAAAUCCUCUUCACCCGCGACAAACUCCUCGCUCCCAUCAUCAGCCUCUUCUCUAGCGGAACAUUCGCUUGCCUCGCCUACCGCGACCAAACCUGGACCAAGCCCGCAAUCCUCUACACCACAGCCUCUUCUCUCCUCUUGGCUCUGAUUCCAUACACUUACCUUCUCGGGGAGCCGGUCAACAAGAAGCUUGAAGAGAAGGCACGCACGCUCAAAGCUGAGGAGGCACCAGGUGUGAAGAGAGAGGAAUCUGUACAUGGAUUGGUGGAUACGUGGGCUUCCGUGAAUUUCGGACGCGCGGUUGUGAGUUUUGUGGCCAGUGCUGCGGCGAUUUGGGCGGCGGUCGAGAGACCAGGUGUUGUGCCUGCAAGUGCGACAUUGGCAACUGGGGCAAACAGGAUGGGCAACUAAACUAGAAGGCCAAACAAUAUGGUAGAGCAGCACGGAGAAACCACCAAUUCCCGAAGCACAUUAGAAGUCUUACAAAUGAAAUCAUGUCCUUGAAGGGACACAUGCUCUACACAACAUCACCACCACCACCAC
This is a messenger RNA of Cercospora beticola, 1118 nucleotides long. Its product is annotated as anthrone oxygenase family protein. The record is from RefSeq and is a predicted model, not a curated record. NCBI's taxonomy places the organism in Eukaryota, Fungi, Ascomycota, Dothideomycetes, Mycosphaerellales, Mycosphaerellaceae.